UGAAUUAUAAAAAUAAAAAAAUCACAAAAAAAGCGAGAGAGGGAGAGAGAGAGAGAGAGAGAGAUAAGAGAAGAUCCUCCAAAGCCCAGGGGUUAUAACUGUUUAUGGGAAAAGGUUUUAAGCACACAUAAACAAAUAGAAUACACGCGGUUCAAUGGAAAGUUUGAGUCAGUUGGGCAUUGGCUUCUUCUAUGCUCCCAGUCCCAGUCCCAGAAAUAGAAGCCUUCCAUUUCACCACCACCAUUACCAGAGAAAAUCUUAUAAGCUCUAUCCCUCCACUUGCUCGGCUAGCAAAUGGGCCGAACGCCUCCUUUCCGACUUCCAUUUCAUCGGCGAUUCCUCCGAACACAGUCACUAUCACAAUGCAACUGCUACUCUCGCUCCUUCUCUUCCCCCACUGGCUCCCCCCGACCGCCAGGUCUCCAUCCCUCUCGAUUUCUAUCAAAUCCUCGGCGCCCAGACCCAUUUUCUCGGCGACGGCAUUAGGAGAGCUUACGAGGCUAGGGUUUCCAGGCCUCCUCAGUACGGUUUCAGCCAAGACGCAUUGGUUAGCCGCAGGCAGAUUCUUCAGGCUGCCUGCGAAACCCUAGCCCACUCUACCUCACGCCGAGAGUAUAAUCUCGGUCUUGUUGAAGACGAACAGGAAACAAUCCUCACUCAGGUUCCUUGGGAUAAGGUACCUGGGGCUCUGUGCGUGUUGCAAGAAGGGGGAAAGAUCGAACUUGUUCUUGAAAUUGGAGAGACUUUGCUCAGAGAGAGGCUGCCCAAGUCGUUUAAGCAAGAUGUUGUUUUGGCUAUGGCACUCGCUUACGUUGACAUGUCCAGGGACGCAAUGGCUUUGUCCCCUCCUGAUUUCAUUCGGGGUUGCGAAGUACUAGAGAGGGCAUUGAAGCUCUUGCAGGAAGAAGGGGCCAGCAGCCUUGCACCUGAUUUGCAAGCACAAAUUGAUGAGACAUUGGAAGAGAUUACUCCUCGUUGUGUUUUGGAACUCUUAGCCUUACCCUUGGACGACGAAUACCGGUCCAAAAGGGAAGAGGGACUUCAUGGCGUCCGCAACAUUCUGUGGGCUGUUGGAGGAGGUGGAGCAGCUGCAAUUGCUGGAGGAUUCACCCGUGAAGAUUUUAUGAAUGAGGCUUUUUCACGUAUGACAGCAGCUGAGCAGGUUGAUCUAUUCGCAUCCACACCAAGCAAUAUCCCAGCUGAAAGUUUUGAAGUGUAUGGAGUUGCACUUGCACUUGUUGCCCAAGCUUUUGUUGGUAAAAAACCUCAUCUCAUCCAAGAUUCUGAUAACCUAUUCCAACAACUGCAGCAGACUAAGGUAACAGCUCUAGGAAACUCUAUCAAUGUUUAUACGUCCAAACAAAACCGUGAGGUAGACUUUGCUUUAGAAAGAGGCCUCUGCUCGCUGCUUGUAGGGGAGCUUGAUGAGUGUCGCUCGUGGUUGGGCUUAGACACUGAUAACUCACCAUACAGAAAUCCAUCUGUUGUAGACUUUGUCUUAGAGAACUCAAACGAUGGCGAUGACAAUGAUCUCCCUGGUCUUUGCAAGUUGUUGGAGACAUGGUUGUCAGAGGUGGUGUUUCCCAGAUUUAGAGACACCGAAGGUAUACAGUUCAAGCUUGGAGAUUACUAUGAUGAUCCUACUGUCCUUAGAUAUUUAGAAAGGCUAGAUGGUGCUAGUGGUUCACCGUUAGCUGCAGCAGCCGCCAUAGUAAGGAUUGGGGCUGAGGCAACGGCAGUUAUCGAUCAUGUGAAGGCCAGUGCACUUCAGGCCUUGCAAAAGGUUUUUCCUCCAAGUCAAAAGGAUGAGAAUAUGACACACCAAGAAGAUGGUGAGAUCAAUCAAUCUCUUCUCCCUUUAGAAGGCGAGGAGCCUAUUGAAGAACCUGAUCUAGAUGAUUCUUCCCUUGUAGCUGAGAUUUCUGGAAGAGAUGGUUCUGAUGAGUUUCGUGGUGAAUUUUUAAUUACUGAUAAAGUUAAGGAUGCAAGUGUGAAGAUCAUGUGUGCUGGUGGGGUAAUUGGAUUGAUUACUUUGUUUGGCCUGAAGUAUUUACCUUCUAGGAAUAGCUCAUCCAUCCUGCGCAAAGAACUUGGUUCACCGAAGGCAUCUAAUGUCACUGAUUUAGGUGUGUCGGGAGAUAUAGAAUCUACAGAGGAAUUACCCAAAAUGGAUGCAAGAAUUGCAGAAGGUCUAGUUCGCAAAUGGCAGGAUAUAAAAUCUAUGGCUUUUGGGCCUGAUCAUUGCAUAGGAAAGUUAGCGGAGGUCUUGGAUGGUGAAAUGUUGAAAAUCUGGACAGAGCGAGCUGCUGAGAUUGCACAGCUUGGUUGGUUUUAUGAUUAUUCUCUGUCAAACCUGACCAUUGAUAGUGUGACUGUCUCACUGAAUGGGCAGCGUGCUGUGGUGGAAGCAACUCUUGAAGAGACAGCACAGCUCACUGAUUUGCACCAUUCAGAACACAAUGCCACAAACAGCAGAUCCUACACCACAAGAUACGAGAUGUCUUGCUCCAGAUCUGGAUGGAAAAUUAUUAAAGGAGCCGUUCUGGAAUCAUAAUCAGAUUCUGUGAAAAGUAUAAAUAACCACUCUUAUGUAUAUGCCUUAUUUAUCUCGCUCCAUCUUGUUUAUUGUAGUUUAUCCACGUCAUGUUCAGAAUAUUUCUCGAGUUUCAUCUUGUUUUUAAAAGCAUUUCUAAGAGUGUAAAGAAGUUUUCUAUAGUAUUCUGGUUAAAGAUGUUAAACAUGCAUUUUGUUCUAA
This is a messenger RNA of Ziziphus jujuba (common jujube), 2755 nucleotides long. RefSeq names its product protein ACCUMULATION AND REPLICATION OF CHLOROPLASTS 6, chloroplastic. Bases 155 to 2554 code for a protein of 799 amino acids. The transcript is spliced from 6 exons. The record is from RefSeq and is a predicted model, not a curated record. Gene Ontology annotation, biological process: chloroplast fission. NCBI's taxonomy places the organism in Eukaryota, Viridiplantae, Streptophyta, Magnoliopsida, Rosales, Rhamnaceae. Gene Ontology annotation, cellular component: chloroplast inner membrane.